Messenger RNA from Stegostoma tigrinum, 1006 nucleotides. RefSeq names its product phospholipase A2 inhibitor and Ly6/PLAUR domain-containing protein-like. The transcript is spliced from 6 exons. The coding region runs from base 66 to 884 and encodes 272 amino acids. The record is from RefSeq and is a predicted model, not a curated record. Lineage: Eukaryota; Metazoa; Chordata; Chondrichthyes; Orectolobiformes; Stegostomatidae.
GUGGAUUGUGAGCGGAGACAGCAGAUCACCAUCAAUCCAGACGCUCGGUCUCAGCAGGGUAAAACAUGAAGUUGUUCUUCACCAUUGUACUCGCCUGUACUUGUAUCGCAGGAGGAUCGUGUCUCCAAUGCUUCACAUGUUCAGCUGUGUCGGAUCCCUGUACUCUGGACAUUACCACUUGCCUGUCGACCAUCACCAACUGCCAGACUGUUUCAUCUCAGACCAUCACCUUUCUUGAUGAAAGUGAUUUUGAAACGAUUAGUCGCAUUGACCAACGCUGUGAGGUUCCCUCUGAAGACUUUUCGUUGCGCACUGGGAGGGUGUUUAUCUCCCAGAACAUCCAUCUCUGUAGCUCGGACCGAUGCAAUGACCAGACGGAAGCAGAGCCGGCCAACAACACGAGGAACGGAUUGCAAUGUUUCGGAUGCUUCAACUCAUCGACGGAGUCCUGCCUGGCCAAUCAACAACGUGUGGACUGUGUGGGCCGACAGAAUCGCUGCGUGGAUGGAAAAGGCCGACAGAGAUUGUUGCCAAUUGGCAGCAAUAUGGUUUUGAAAGGGUGUGCGACGACGAAUCUGUGCGAAUUGGGGGUGGAUUUACGAGCAUUCAGCUUGUUGCUGAGUGAGGUGUCCUGUUGUGAAGGUGCUCUGUGUAACGGAGACAGAGGGAGCACGACCACAGCUGAUCCAGGCAGACAGAGGCAGGAUAUGAUCGUGAUCAUCAUCGUGCUGAUAGUGAUCGCGGCGUUCAGCAUCAUCUCGCUACUGGUGCUGGUAUGGAGGUGGGGAAAGCGCGCCGUCGACCCUCCUGCACAAAGAUGGGCAGUUGGCCAGCUAAGAUAUCACGAUUCUGCAGGAAGUGACAUGGAGCCAGAGCUGGCAUGAUGGGAAAUUAUGCCGACGGAGCACGUGCCUGAGGGCUGAGGGUCAGUCGACAAUUGUGUGGGUGCCAAAGGGGGCAGGCUGAGGAAGUGGGCAAGUGGCUGUUCUCCCCAACCCUGGGAAUC